AUGCCUGAGCAUGACUGGAGCGGUGGCGUUCUGGCGGUCGUUGUGCUGCUCGUCGCCACCGCCUGCGGUGUCAUCUCGGGCUGCGACGUCUGCGGCGUUUCUGUGGCGAAGCGGGUGAUGGCGCCGAGCGACCGGCCUGACGGGGGUGUUCCGGAGGCCACUGCGGUAACAUCAUCGGGAUCCACAGCGACGGCGACGCCGAUGCUCGAGCUUGACGACCAUCUGCGAGGUGCAGCAACGGGGAAGGCCGAUACGUACGUGGAGGAGUUCUACCAGGCGGCCGGUCACUUGCGGUGCCCGCAGCCGCAGCGUCACACACAGGAGGAGGUGGCGCGGCACAGGACGAAGGAUGACUUGUGGAUUGUGGUUGACGGAAACGUGCUGAACGUGAGCGCGUUUGUCCCGCACCAUCCUGGCGGGGACGUGCUACUGGACGGCGUCGGUGGGCAGGACAUGGCGACGGUGUUCGCCUACUUCCACGACCCCUCGACUGUCCGACUCUUGGUGAGCUUCUGCAUUGGUCGCCUCCUGUUGCAGUGA
Leishmania major strain Friedlin is the source of this 540-nucleotide messenger RNA. RefSeq lists its product as hypothetical. The record is from RefSeq and is a predicted model, not a curated record. Bases 1 to 540 code for a protein of 179 amino acids. Gene Ontology annotation, molecular function: heme binding. NCBI's taxonomy places the organism in Eukaryota, Euglenozoa, Kinetoplastea, Trypanosomatida, Trypanosomatidae. The transcript has a single exon.